Molecule: messenger RNA, 1521 nt
Organism: Drosophila takahashii
Lineage: Eukaryota; Metazoa; Arthropoda; Insecta; Diptera; Drosophilidae
Gene: Cyp303a1
Product: Probable cytochrome P450 303a1
Biological process (GO): xenobiotic metabolic process
Cellular component (GO): cytoplasm; intracellular membrane-bounded organelle
Molecular function (GO): oxidoreductase activity, acting on paired donors, with incorporation or reduction of molecular oxygen, reduced flavin or flavoprotein as one donor, and incorporation of one atom of oxygen; heme binding; iron ion binding
Source: RefSeq, a predicted model, not a curated record
AUGUUUUAUGCGGUCAUCUGGAUUUUCUGCGCCACCUUGUUGGCAAUCUUGUUUGGAGGAGUGCGAAAACCGCGCAGAUUUCCGCCAGGACCUCGUUGGUAUCCGAUAGUAGGAAGUGCCCUCCAGGUUUCCCAGCUGCGAUGUCGCCUGGGGAUGUUUUGCAAGGUGAUCGAUGUGUUUGCCAAGCAAUAUGUGAAUCCCUAUGGCUUCUUUGGCCUGAAGAUUGGCAAGGAUAAGGUGGUUAUAGCCUAUACGAACGAGGCGAUUAGUGAAAUGAUGACGAACGAGGAUAUUGACGGGCGACCAGAUGGUAUAUUCUAUCGCCUCAGGACCUUCAAUUCCCGAUUGGGGGUCCUCCUAACCGACGGAGAAAUGUGGGUGGAGCAGCGUCGGUUUAUCCUGCGGCACUUGAAGAACUUCGGCUUUGCCAGAAGCGGCAUGAUGGAUAUCGUCCACAACGAGGCCACCUGUUUGCUGCAGGACCUCAAGGCUCAAGUGGUGAAGUCUGGCGGAAAGCAGGCGCGGAUUGAGAUGCACGAUCUAACGAGUGUCUACGUUUUGAACACCCUCUGGUGCAUGCUGAGCGGUAGGCGGUAUGAACCUGGUUCCCCGGAGAUCACUGAACUACUGGAGACCUUCUUUGAGCUCUUCAAGAACAUCGAUAUGGUGGGUGCUCUGUUCAGUCACUUUCCCCUACUUCGAUUCAUAGCUCCUGACUACUCGGGCUACAAUGGUUUCGUGGAAAGUCAUAGAUCACUAUACUCCUUUAUGAGCAAGGAGAUCGAACUGCAUCGUUUGACUUACAAGAACUACGAUGAGCCCAGAGAUCUGAUGGAUUCGUAUCUGCGCGCCCAGGAGGAGGGAAACGAUGAGAAGGGAAUGUUCAGCGAUGAGAGCCUGCUGGCCAUUUGCUUGGACAUGUUUUUGGCCGGAUCGGAGACGACCAACAAGAGUCUGGGCUUCUGUUUCAUGCACCUGGUGCUGCAGCCGGAGAUCCAGGAGCGUGCCUUCCAGGAAAUCAAGGAGGUUGUGGGCCUGGAGCGCAUACCCGAGUGGUCCAAAGAUCGCUCCAAGUUACCCUACUGCGAGGCCAUCACCUUGGAAGCGGUCCGAAUGUUUAUGCUGCACACUUUUGGCAUUCCACAUCGAGCUGUCUGCGAUACUCGCUUGUCGGGAUAUGAAAUACCCAAGGACACAAUGGUAAUAGCUUGCUUCAGGGGAAUGCUCAUCAACCCAGUGGACUUUCCCGAUCCGGAGGCAUUCGAUCCCGAGCGGUUCCUCUUCGAUGGUCACUUGAAACUACCGGAAGCCUUCAAUCCCUUUGGAUUCGGACGUCAUCGCUGCAUGGGAGAUUUGUUGGGCAGGCAGAAUCUGUUUAUGUUCACGACCACAGUGCUGCAGAACUUUAAAAUGGUCGCCAUUCCUGGUCAGGUGCCGGAGGAGAUUCCCCUCGAAGGAGCCACCGCUGCCGUGAAGCCAUACGACAUCAUGUUGGUAGCUAGAGAGCAACAAUCGAGUUAG